Messenger RNA from Cicer arietinum (chickpea), 1082 nucleotides. Its product is annotated as selT-like protein. The record is from RefSeq and is a predicted model, not a curated record. Gene Ontology annotation, molecular function: thioredoxin-disulfide reductase (NADPH) activity. Gene Ontology annotation, biological process: cell redox homeostasis. Gene Ontology annotation, cellular component: endoplasmic reticulum membrane. Lineage: Eukaryota; Viridiplantae; Streptophyta; Magnoliopsida; Fabales; Fabaceae.
AAUAAAAAUUUGUUGGUAAGUAAUUUAAGACAAUAGAGUAAUUCAGUUUGGAAGCAAACAUCAUCUGAGUGAGCCACAGUCGCAGCUCUCAGCUGAGCCAUGGAUCGCACUCAGCUUCUGUUGGUAGGUUUACCUCUCUUCCUUCUCUGUUCUGACAUCUUUUCCCUUUUCACACCUCCACCUCCCAACCCAUCUCACAACCACCAUCGUCACCACCACCACCACCAUCAACCACCGCCAGUCGUUGACCCCGUGGCCAUACCGUUCCCCUCCGAAUCCGAGAAACCAAUCAGUAAUAUUGGAGGAGAUGUUGGUUUCGGCAACACUGUUAAUAUCAAUUUCUGCUCUUCUUGCUCCUACAGGGGAACAGCGGUAACAAUGAAGAAUAUGUUGGAGAUUGCCUUGCCUGGAACGGAGGUUAUUCUUGCAAAUUAUCCCCCACCACUUCCAAAACGUCUGCUAAGCAAAGCGGUUCCAGUUGUUCAAGUUGGUGUUAUAAGUGUUGUAAUUGGAGGGGAACAGAUUUUUCCAAUGUUGGGUUUUAUUGCAACUCCUCCUUGGUAUUAUAGCUUGCGUUCUAAUAGGUUCGGAACCAUUGCCAGUGCCUGGCUUCUUGGGAAUGCCUUGCAGUCAUUCUUGCAAAGCACCGGGGCAUUUGAAGUUUACUUCAACGGCGAAUUGGUGUUCUCUAAACUCAAGGAGAGAAGGUUUCCUGGAGAGAUAGAGUUGAAGGAUCUGAUCACCAAAAGGAUGGCAACUUCUAGACUUGUCAGCAGUGCCUCAGAAUUGAGGCUUUAGCUCAUUUGCCUAAUCGCCGUUCUUGAAGAUCUAAUUUGAACUGACAAAGAUGAUGUAAAUGGAUGGAUCUACCAUUGCAUUGUGAAGUAGAGGCUGGUACACAUUAUAUAUAUCAUAGGAGUGUAAUGUUGUAAGGUUUUUAUGUGUUUGUACUGGAAAAUGGGCCUUGUGUUGAAAGAACCAAGUAACUUCUGAAGCCAAACUCGGUUAAUUUGAGUUUGUAAUAGACAUAGCUUACACUGUCAUUUUACUAUUUUUUAGAUUAUGCUAUUUUAAGUGAAAAA